Messenger RNA from Solanum tuberosum (potato), 2444 nucleotides. RefSeq names its product bifunctional protein FolD 1, mitochondrial-like. Gene Ontology annotation, molecular function: methenyltetrahydrofolate cyclohydrolase activity; methylenetetrahydrofolate dehydrogenase (NADP+) activity. Gene Ontology annotation, biological process: tetrahydrofolate interconversion. The transcript is spliced from 5 exons. The record is from RefSeq and is a predicted model, not a curated record. NCBI's taxonomy places the organism in Eukaryota, Viridiplantae, Streptophyta, Magnoliopsida, Solanales, Solanaceae. Gene Ontology annotation, cellular component: cytosol. Bases 1142 to 2110 code for a protein of 322 amino acids.
UAAAGGAUACCGAUGCGUUAGUGCGUUAGGCCUAUAAAAUUUGUUACCAUAAGAAAUCCUAAAAGAGAUGUAUAAAAAUUGGUAAUGGUGGAUGUUUGGCAUUGAGAUUUGGGAAAAAAUGAUCCCUGUGAGAAUGAUGAGAAAAAUGGUGUGGGAGAGAAGCAUGAAUAAAUUAUCAAGAGGUCUAAGUUCGUCUCAGAUUCGAAAGCCAAGGCCUCCAUCUCUUGUUUCACUUGACCUCAUCGAUGAGUGGUCUUCCACUUUCACCCAUUCUCACUCUCCUCCAAUCCAAAAAUCCAUGUUCUUGAGAAGCUUUGACUCAUAGAUGUGGCUGCAUUUUGCGGUAGUCAGAAAAUGGUGUAUGAGUAAUAAUCAUUCUUCCAAUGCUGGAUAGUUUUUCUAGUCAAGUGCAUACUUCAAUUAGAGCAGUCAAUGCUAUUUGCCACAUAAAAAGAAAAAGGGAAAUGCAAAUCCCCAUUUCUGUGGUUGUUGUCAACAUGUAAGAAAUGAUCAUUGUAAAUUAGUUUCUCAGAGGUAUAAAUAAAUAGCUUCACUUUUUGUCAUAAUAUAAGUAUCCUCUUUAUGAGGUCUAUCACAAUGUCCUCUCUGUUUCCCUCUACGAAAUCUCAGAAACACAUGUGCAAAAGAGUAACAAGAGAAACGGAAGAAAGUUGUCACUUUAUGAAGAUACUUUGUUUGCAACCUAAACAUUAAUAAAGAAGAAAAUAUUGAUGGAAACAAUAGUGAAUAGUUUCUUUUUUCCAAUUUAGUGGGACAGUUUAUGCUACUACUUGGCUGUUCUCAUUGGGUUAAUCAAACUCCAAAAGCAGGGGUUUAAAGGUUUUGGGACCAAACUUAACAAAGGAACCAAAUUUUAAAGAAACAUUUGGGGUAACAGGACUCUAUUAUAUCUUAAGGACCAUUUUCUUUGGACUUUUCACCUCACAUUGUCAAACUAUGCUUCCGAUCUCGCCUUAGCCUCAGAAAGUAAAUACUUGUCAAAUUUUUGGGGGCGGAAAUUUUCAUGCUACACAACCUUGGUUGUUCCAUCACUUUAAUAUUGUACAAUCAUGCUUUUUGAUGAUCCUGAACACUCACUACCCUUAACUAUUCUUUGCAAUUCCGGUUUUUCAAGUUCCCUAUGAUUGAACCAAAAAAGAAACAAAGAAAAGUUCUGCUUCUAGUUAAUUUAUUUUCAGCAGUCAACAAUGAUAGUGCUAGAAUAAUUGAUGGGAGGUCUGCUGCCGAGGAAAUUAAAUCAAGCAUAGCUGUAGAAGUUAGCAGAAUGAAGGAGUCAAUAGGAAAGGUCCCUGGUUUGGCUGUAAUAUUAGUUGGCCAAAGGCGAGACUCUCUUGCCUAUGUCCGUAACAAAAUAAUGGCUUGCCAUGAGGUUGGGUUCAGAUUUUCAAUUGCUGAACUCCCUGAGAGCUGUACAGAAGACGAUGUCUGUGAUGCAUUGUCAAAUUAUAACAAGGAUGCAUCAAUCCACGGUAUUCUUGUGCAGCUUCCUUUGCCACAGAAGUCAUUGGAACAGCAUUUUGACGAGGGAAAGAUUUUAAAUGUACUAAGCUUAGAAAAAGAUGUGGAUGGAUUUCAUCCAUUAAACAUUGGGAACUUGGCCAUUCAGGGUAGAGAGCCAUUGUUCAUCCCGUGCACUGCUAAAGGCUGCAUCGAGUUACUGCUAAGUUCUGAUGUUGAAAUCGUUGGGAAGAGAGCUGUAGUGAUUGGGAGGAGCAACAUCGUUGGAUUACCUACUUUUUUGUUGUUGCAGAGGCACCAUGCAACAGUAAGCAUUGUGCAUGCAUAUUCAGAGAAUCCCGAAAUUAUUACUCGCGAAGCUGAUAUACUUGUGGCAGCUGCUGGAGUACCUAAUUUAGUCCGUGGUAGCUGGUUAAAGCCCGGAGCAGUUGUACUUGACGUAGGAAUAAACCCAAUUGAGGACCCUGAGAGUGAACAUGGUUACCGUUUGAUUGGAGAUGUUUGCUUUGAAGAAGCAGUCAGGAUCGCUUCUGCUGUAACCCCAGUGCCUGGAGGUGUAGGUCCUAUGACAGUUGCAAUGCUUCUUCUGAACACCCUUGAAGCCGCCAAACGUGCACUUUGUUUUACUUGAUUUUAAGGUGGAGGAACUCCUAAAAUGUCUCAUUUCUUCCUCUCUAUUGGAACUGCUCAAGUUUUGCACAAUUGGACUUGUGUCUGGUAGACCAAUCACUGUCAUUAAACAAACCCGGCGUUCCCAACCACUUCAAGCAGCCGACCAAUAGAAAGUAGCAGCUUCACUAUUUUGGGAUGAUGCACUGAGAUAAUAUGACAUUGGAGGACAAACGAAUAGCUAAUAAAAGCAAUUCCAUAAUGCAGAAAAUUCUCUUGUAUAACUAACUGUAUUUAUGUAUAUUGAUCAUCUCCUUCAGGUUCCUUUUGUUUCCACAAGAGGCUGAUCUUUUAAA